Molecule: messenger RNA, 4489 nt
Organism: Oncorhynchus gorbuscha (pink salmon)
Lineage: Eukaryota; Metazoa; Chordata; Actinopteri; Salmoniformes; Salmonidae
Product: probable C-mannosyltransferase DPY19L3
Exons: 17
Coding region: 170-2431 (753 amino acids)
Cellular component (GO): nuclear inner membrane
Molecular function (GO): mannosyltransferase activity
Source: RefSeq, a predicted model, not a curated record
AAAAAAUAAACAGAGAAAGUGGCCUGUUUUUCUCAGACUGUUUGCUGGACCGUGAGAGGAGUGAGCUUGGGAGAGGUUGUUAUCGUGACUCCACCUGGGUACUUUCUCAUCAGUGGGUGACUGCUGGAUGUUAGAGACAAGACGUGCAUGAGAAACCCUGCCUCCAGACAUGGAAAUACGCAAGAGAGUACUGCGCAAGCUGGCGAGUUACUGGGGCAUCUCUCAGGAUGAUGUGUCUGCUGAAAGUUGUGGUGGAGCAAGAGGGGGUUUAAGGGUCAGUGAAAGAGAAGACUCUGGGAGAGAUUCCCAGAAUUGGUACCGUCUGAGCAUUCCACCUCUGUGGCCUUGGCAGACGGUUGUCAUAGCAGCAGGGUUGGUAUUGGCUGUGCUGACUGGGCUGGCUCAUGCCUGGUGUGUUUACUCCAUCCAUGAGAACCUGCUGUGGUUUUCUCACCUCAUGGAAGUUGAGCGUGAAAUCUCCUUUCGGACAGAAUGUGGCCUGUACUACUCGUACUAUAAACAGAUGUUGAGAGCUCCCUCCAUACAGCAAGGUCUUUCAGAGCUCAUCAAUGACAACGCCACUGAAUCCAAGAGAACCAUCAACCUCCUGCGACGCAUGAACAUCUAUCAGGAGGUGUUCCUAGGUGUUCUCUAUAGGAUUCUACCCAUACAGGCCUACCUGGAGCCAGUGUAUUUCUACAUCUACACCGUGUUUUCCCUCCAAGCGGUGUAUGUCAUAGCCCUGUUCAUCACCAGCUGGCUGCUCAGUGGUUCCUGGCUAGCAGGGGCUCUCACUGGAGUCUGGUACAUCCUCAACAGAGUGGACACAACGCGGGUGGAGUUCACCAUCUCGCUCAGGGAGAACUGGUCCCUGCCCUUCUUCGCUCUCCAGAUAGCUGCCAUCACUUGCUACCUGAGGCCUCACCUCAAACCCAUCCAGCAGAAGGUGGUGUUGUGGCUGAUGUUCCUGGCCACGUUGUGUUUCUGCCUCACCUGGCAGUUUAAUCAGUUCAUCCUGCUGGUUCAGGCUCUCAUCAUCUUCACCCUGGACUGUCUGGACCUCAUCUCCACAGAACAGGUGACCUGCCUAUACCUAGUCCAGGUAAGCAGCCUGCUGUCCGUGUGGCUGCUGCAGUUCUGUAACUCCAUGAUCCUAGGCUCUCUGGCUCUCAGCUUCAUUGUGGCCGCUCUCUUUGUCAAGCACUUCCAGAGAGGGCUGAAGACAGGUGGUCUCGCAGCGCGGCUGGGAAAGCUGCUCCUUCACACCGUCCUCGUCCUUGCACUAACAUUCACUAUUAAUUAUUUAGCCAAGCAAGCGUUGCAGCUCCGAUCUGACGAACACAUCUUUAAAUUCAUCAAGUCCAAAUUUGGCUUGGGCCCUACCAGAGAUUUCGAUGCCAGUCUGUACCUAUGUGAGGAAGCCUUUGGGCUGCUUCCCUUGGACACGUUUGACCGCUUGGCUGGCACUCUGCUGGCAUACCCUUACCUCGUCACCCUGAUUGUGCUCCUGGUGAAGCUGGCGCUGGUAACACUGGCCAACCUCUGUGAUUCUUCAGCGGUCGGGCGGCCGCCGAAAGGCCGAUGCGAGGCGCGGCCGAUCUGUAUGCGGGCAGAUGUCGCCUACAAUCUGUUACACACCGUCUUCUUCGGCCUCUUGGCGCUCGGCACCAUGAGAAUGAAAUAUCUGUGGACUGGCCAUAUGUGUGCCUUUGCUGCCUAUGGCGUGUGUGGCAAGGAGCUGUGGUCCCUCUGCCUUAACAUGAUUCACUGUAACACUAAAACAAAGCUGAGGCUGAUCAGGUACACGCUUCCACUUGUCAUUCUGUGUUUUCUAUAUUACAAGUUCUGGCCCAAACUGAUGACGGAAGUAUCAGAACUGAGAGAAUUCUACGACCCUGACACCGUUGAGCUGAUGACCUGGAUUAGCUCGAAGACCCCCAAGAAGGCGGUGUUUGCUGGCAGCAUGCAGCUGCUGGCUGGGAUCAAACUGUGCACAGGGAGAGUCCUGACUAACCACCCACACUAUGAAGACCGAGCUCUGAGAGAGAGGACCAAACAGGUGUAUCAGAUCUACGCCCAGCAAUCCCCAGAGGAGGUCCACGGGAUCCUGCGUGCGGCGGGGGCUGAUUUCGUGGUGAUGGAGGACAGCAUCUGCUACGAGAGGAGGCAUGGCCGGGGCUGCAGGCUCCGAGACCUGCUGGAUCUGGCCAACGGACAUAUCAUGGAUGGCCCUGGGGACAAUGACCCAGACUUGGUCCACUCUACCCACCCUCGCUUCUGUGAGUCCAUCAAGACAGACGGCCCUGCCUACACCGCCCUCUUCACCCGCGUUUUCCAAAACAAGACCUUCCACGUAUACAAGCUGAAGAGGGGCAAGAAGAGAGCCAAGGCCGACAGAGAGCCAGUGGCCAUGGAGGAUAAAACCCAGUAAUAAGGCCCUGGGGACCCCAUAAACAACCCCCGCCCACCCAUAUCCAGCAGCUCCCCAGUCUCCGUCUCAGCCUCCUGCUCCCUUCCAUGUUGAUAACCUGACGACUGCUCUGUGCUCUCUGGUCUACUCGACUUCAUCUGGAACCAUGGCUACACUCUCCCUCCCUCCUUCCAUCCCUCCCUGCGCCACGGCAGCCAGAGGCAGGUAAUCACGGCCGGCUGACACGGCGCUGAUUUGAGCAGCGUCUGAUUGUGGCGGGCGAGCAGAUGAGCACAUGCAUAUCAAACCAGGGCUUUGUGUCAGGAAGCUCAUGUUUAAACAGGAGAGGAGGGAUGACGGCACAUCACAACAACAUUCACGGCUCUCUCUCUCUUUCACCCAGACUGAAGGCAGAGCAGACAAGAAAGAGGAGAGGGACCUUUGAGAGGGAGCUGAUUGAAAGCUAGAGCAGUGGGGGUAAUUAUUGCGAGGACCAGUCUGGUCUCUUUGGUGGCUGGGGCUGCAGCCUGACUGCACAGCUGCACCCUGUGCCAUUUCCUUGUUUUUAAACCGUGCCAUGGCUCGUCUCCACUUGUUAAUGAGGACUCCUCUUUUGAUACUCUCUCACAGAAACACAAAAGUUCUGCAUAAGUUGUCAGUUGCGGUGUAUCAAGGGGAAGUGGCAUUCUCAUUGUAAUGCAUAACAGUCCUAUCAAUGUGAAGAGGAUUUGCUUGUUCAUUCCGUUGCAUUGAAAUUGGAUGUUUAAUUUAGGAGUUGGCCAAUAAUACAUUUUACGAGGGAGAAGUAAUUUCAUUAUGUUUGCCUAAUAAGUGACUACUAAUGUAAUGUUUUUGAGCAUUGACAUUCUUCAUUUUCAUAUUUAUUAAUAAUUCAGUUGAGAUGCAUUGGUCAUUUAAACCGACAGUAUUUUUUUUAAAUGAGCAAAUGCUCGAGCAAAUCAUGUAUUAACUGUGUCUAUUCGAUCCCAACUCAGCACCACAGAAUCAUACAGUGUUAUGUAGAAGGGCUGCAUUGUCGGUGAACCAUGACCACUGGUCAAUGUUGAAUGAGGUGAAUGGUUAACAUAUUCAGGGCAACUGGUCUAUGUAGGACAGGCUAACAUACCGUGGGUAUCAGAGGUAUUCAACGCCUUGGAUUUUGUUUCACGUUGGUGGGCUACAAAGUGGGAUUGAAAUAGAUUUAAUUGUCAUUUUCUCGUCAUGGAUUUACACAAAAUACACAACGUCGAAGUGAAAAUAAUUUAAAGAAUAAAAUGUAUACAGAUGACUAAACAUUAAAAUGACUCAAAUAAAGUUGUUGAAUAUAAGUAUGCAACCCCUUUGUUUAGGCAUGGCUAAAUUAGUUAGUUGGUAAACAUUUGGCUUAACAAAUCACAAGUUACAUGGGAAAUAAUAGGGGUUGACAUUAGUUUUGAAAGGCUACCCCGUCCUCUGUCCCCCAUACAAGGUCCCUCAGUCAAUAAUUGAAUUUCAAGCACAGAUUCAACUACAAAGACCAGAGGGGUAUACAAUGACGCAAGCUACAGGAGAUCUACUCAGGGUUUUCUAAAGCUAGCCAGCUUCAGUUACUUUCCCAUUCCAGCUCAGGCUUCAUCCGUACUACCACGGGGGAUAUUGCUUGUCCGUCUACCAAACUGCGUGUGCAUGUUGCACGUGGCUCGUCAAACACCAGGCUUUUCGUUAAGACUGCGUGUGCAUGUUGCACGUGGCUCGUCAAACACCAGGCUUUUCAUUGAGACUGCGUGUGCAUGUUGCACGUGGCUCGUCAAACACCAGGCUUUUCAUUGAGACUGCGUGUGCAUGUUGCACGUGGCUCGUCAAACACCAGGCUUUUCAUUGAGACUGCGUGUGCAUGUUGCACGUGGCUCGUCAAACACCAGGCUUUUCAUUGAGACUGCGUGUGCAUGUUGCACGUGGCUCGUCAAACACCAGGCUUUUCAUUGAGACUGCGUGUGCAUGUUGCACGUGGCUCGUCAAACACCAGGCUUUUCAUUGAGACUGCGUGUGCAUGUUGCACGUGGCUCGUCAAACACCAGGCUUUUCAUUGAGACUGCGUGU